GAGCCUAAUUUUUAUUGGUCGAAAAUUAUAAAAUAAUAAAAAGACUAUCACCGCGUCGGCUUGAAAUUUACUUGGAACGUUCAGGCCCGAAUUUCUCCGCUUCGUCUGUUCAUGAAUUGGCAAGAGAAGGUUAUUGAAUUUUGAGGCUGCCAAAGUUUGUUUCUUCACUCUUUUGAUCUCAAUUGGAAUUAAAGAGUAAGAGUCGUGUUGUUCAGUAUGAUCAUACGCUGUUAGAGGCACCAAUUUCAAUUCAGAUAUGGCUCUUGCUGGUUCUUUGCAAUUAUCCCAGAAUUUGGGACUUUGCAAGAACCACAAGUGCAGUAAACAAUUCAAGUUUCAGAGUGUAUUGGGGAGGGGGAAGUUAUCUUUACUGACCACGACCCUCUCGUCGCGUGCCUGGAAUCGGCAGCCUGAUCCUUGGAGUAUCCAUCUCUCAGAAACUUUUUACAGGCCAGCACAAUCUGUACUAUGCAGAAGUAAUGCUUUUAAGUGUCAAUGUUUUCUACCACCAGGCCAGGCGUUCGGACAUCCUGGUAUAAAGGGUGCAUCCAUGGCACUGACAAGGUCAUACAAUGCUUUGCAAGGCAGCCCUUUCCUAGGUAAGAUGGUCCCAGCUGUUGGUAUCAUUCUUUUUGCUGUAUGGGGUCUGGGGCCACUCUUGCGUCAGAGCAGAAAUUUACUACAUAAGAAUGAUAAUAGUUGGAAAAAGAGCGGCACAUAUUAUGUAAUGACUUCAUAUAUUCAGCCUUUGCUGCUAUGGACUGGAGCAAUACUAAUAUGCAGAGCACUAGAUCCAAUGGUUCUACCUACAGAAUCCAGCCAGGUGGUUAAGCAACGACUUUUGAACUUUGUGAGAUCACUAUCAACUGUGCUGGCCUUUGCCUAUUGUUCAUCAAGUGUGAUUCAGCAGGCACAGAAAUUCUUGAUGGAGACCAGUGACUCCAGUGAUCCAAGAAAUAUGGGCUUCCAGUUUGCCGGGAAAGCUGUUUACUCUGCAGUUUGGGUUGCUGCUGUUUCGCUGUUCAUGGAGUUGCUGGGUUUUUCUACUCAGAAAUGGCUAACUGCUGGAGGUCUUGGGACAGUGUUGCUGACUCUUGCUGGUCGUGAGAUAUUUACAAACUUCCUCUCGAGUGCAAUGAUUCAUGCAACCCGGCCUUUUAUUGUGAAUGAGUGGAUCCAGACAAAGAUUGAAGGAUAUGAAGUUUCCGGUACAGUUGAGCAUGUGGGUUGGUGGUCUCCAACAAUUGUAAGAGGAGAAGAUCGUGAAGCAGUUCACAUUCCAAACCACAAGUUCACAGUGAAUGUUGUGAGGAAUUUGAGCCAAAAAACUCAUUGGCGAAUUAAAACCCACCUAGCCAUUAGUCAUUUGGAUGUGAAUAAGAUUAAUAAUAUCGUUCAUGAUAUGCGCAAAGUCUUGGCCAAGAAUCCUCAAGUUGAGCAGCAGAGGUUGCAUAGAAGAGUUUUUCUGGACAAUAUCAAUCCUGAGAAUCAAGCUCUUUUGAUCUUGGUAUCCUGUUUUGUAAAAACAUCUCAUUUUGAAGAGUAUCUUUGUGUGAAGGAAGCUAUAAUGUUGGAUCUUCUUCGAGUCAUUAGCCAUCACCGUGCCCGACUUGCCACACCAAUCCGUACAGUGCAGAAAAUAUACGGUGAUGCAGAUUUAGACAACAUUCCAUUUGGAGAUUCAACCUUUAGACACGGUGGGGCGGGGUCCAACCGUCCUCUGCUGCUGAUUGAACCUUCUUACAGAAUCAAUGGAGAGGAUAAGACAAAAUCACAAGCUCGUGCAGCCCGCACUACUGGAGAGCAAGAUGGGAAGGCCACAGUGCGGCCUGUACCGGACACCAAAGCAGAUCCUAAGGUUGGAGCAAUACCAAAAUCCGAAUCUGGGUCCAAAGAAACUUCGUCGGAGGGGAAGACUGCUGCACGGCCUGUACCGGACACAAAAGUAGAUCCUAAGGUUGGAGCGAUACCAAAAUCCGAAUCUGGGUCCAAAGAAACUUCAUUGGAUUGGAAGACCGCCGCACGCCCUGUACUGGACACAAAAGUAGAUCCUAAGGUUGGAGUAAUACCAAAAUCCGAAUCUGGGUCCAAAGAAACUUCAUUGGAGGGGAAGACUGCUGCACCGCCUACACCUGAUACCAAAUCGGAUUCUAAGGUAGGAGCAAUGGCGAAGUCUGACCCAAGGGCCACAGAACUAUCAGCUUUUGACUCAAGGGCCUCAGAAACGCCACCAUCUGACUCCAAGGCAGAUGCCAGUAGCAAUCUAUCAAAUUUGCAAACCAGCAAAGACACCAAGGCGACAGCAAAGACAAAUUCAAAGGUUGCUGAAACGUCAAAUUCUCACUCCAAAGCUGUUGGCUCAGUUUCUGAGAAUUCAUCCCCAAACAAAAAGAUCUCUGAUAGCAAGCAACAGUCUAGGAAUGCAAGUCUGAGGAAUGGUGAGCAAUACAGCAAGCUUGAUAAUCGUUCUGUUUCCUCUUCUGAAAUUGGUAUAGACAAAGCAGGUAGAAUACCAGAAUCUACGCAAUCAAAACAGGAUGGAGAUAGAAAAUCGGUCUCACAGUUGCCAUCAUCAAGGACAGCAUUGGAGGAAAAUAUAGUUCUUGGUGUUGCAUUGGAUGGGUCAAAGAGAGUCCUUCCUAUUGAAGAAGAGAUGGUUUGCCUUCCAAAUCCUGUUGAGGGAAAGGACUCGCCUGGCACCCGCCUUAAUGGAGAGAGUCCUGCACCCGCCAAGAAAGAUGGCAAAGAUGUCCAAAUUCCAGUUCCUCCCAUGUCAACCUCGGUCAAUCAGCGAGAUUAGUCAGGUUGAUUGGAUGCAUUCUCUAUACUCCUAACUUGUAACUUCUUCCUUGAAUGUAGGGUAAGGAACUGUGAAUCUCAUGUGUCUUGUCAUACCAUAUACCAUGGACAUGUUGUCAACUCGACUUUGGUUAUUCAGUUAGCGACACAUUACAUGUUUCUAGCGAUUUACAUGGCGUCAUCAAAUGUCUUGUAAGAUUGUCGUCAAUACCAAAUCAGAUCAAAGAUUUUAGCUUUUCCAA
Messenger RNA from Tripterygium wilfordii, 3041 nucleotides. Its product is annotated as mechanosensitive ion channel protein 2, chloroplastic-like. The transcript has 14 exons. Gene Ontology annotation, biological process: transmembrane transport. Gene Ontology annotation, cellular component: membrane. Lineage: Eukaryota; Viridiplantae; Streptophyta; Magnoliopsida; Celastrales; Celastraceae. Bases 257 to 2800 code for a protein of 847 amino acids. The record is from RefSeq and is a predicted model, not a curated record.